Messenger RNA from Elaeis guineensis (African oil palm), 2156 nucleotides. Its product is annotated as solute carrier family 40 member 1. Gene Ontology annotation, molecular function: iron ion transmembrane transporter activity. Gene Ontology annotation, biological process: iron ion transmembrane transport. Lineage: Eukaryota; Viridiplantae; Streptophyta; Magnoliopsida; Arecales; Arecaceae. Gene Ontology annotation, cellular component: membrane. The record is from RefSeq and is a predicted model, not a curated record.
ACUACGCUUUUGUUUUGUCUCGCAGAUGGGAUAUCCCACUGGGAUAGCAGUUGGGUCGGGUCCCUCGAUCUCGCCCUCUUAGUUUCCUUUUUCCCUUUUUGGUGGUACCCUCGAUCUCACUCCACAUAUUUUUUUUGUUUUUUUUUAACUUUAUUGCAUGCAUCCAUGCUAGCAAUCAAAUUUAUGAUGAUCUCGACCCCUACCCCAAGUCCUGACUCCUUAGCCAAAGGUACGGAACCCUACGCCUCGGCACCCAGUUCUUGUUUCGGUCUCUCAGUUGGUACUCUUCCUGCUGUCACCGUUAAUAUGGUAUGAUCCUCGCAGUGACGCCCGUGGGUACAGGCAGCAACACGUGAAGGCUUCUUUUGGAGAAAUCCAAGCCCGGAGCCUGGGUUUGCUAGAAAGGAGAAGAGAAAUAAGAGGUGACUAAAUAGCAAUAUGGAGGAGAACAUGAGGCAGCCUCUCCUUCCAGGCUCGUCUCAGCAAUCUCUUGAUCAAUCCCUCAUCAGACGCAUGUAUGUUGGCCACUUCCUUGCCAGAUGGGGAGCCAGAAUGUGGGAAUUCUCUGUUGGUUUAUACAUGAUAAACAUAUGGCCAGACUCUUUGCUCUUCACUGCUGUCUAUGGUGUUGUUGAGUCUGCCUCUACAGCAUUAUUUGGUCCAAUUGUUGGGGCAUGGGUGGACAGAUUGACCUACUUGCAGGUUCUCCGACUUUGGCUGUUGACCCAAAGUCUCUCAUUUAUGGUUGCUGGAGGGUCAGUGACUGCACUACUGAUAUACCAUCAUCUGAUGUCCACCACAUUUGGGACAUUUAUGCUACUGGUUUUUAUAACCAAUAUUUCUGGAGCAAUUGGGGUACUGUCAACUCUUGCUGGCACUAUAUUGAUAGAAAGAGAAUGGGUAGUUGUGAUGUCCAAUGGACAACCUCCAGAAGUAUUGACAAAGAUGAACUCGGUCAUUCGAAGAAUUGAUUUAGUCUGUAAAUUACUUGCCCCUGUUUUCACUGGCUUCAUCAUUAGCUUUAUUUCGUUGAAAGCAUCGGCGGUGAUCUUGGCACUAUGGAAUACAACGUCAGUCUGGUUACAGUAUUGGCUUCUGAAAUCUGUAUACAAUGGUAUUCCUGCUCUUAAUGAAAGCAGUCAAAGGGGGAACCUGAAACUAAUUCCUAGUGAUCCUUGGAACAAUUCAUCUAUUAUCGAGGUGAAUGAGAGCUCAAUUUGCCCUGACCGAAGAAAUAUAGAGACAGAAGCACCUGCAUGGAAAAUGAGGAUAAUUGAGAAACUAUCAAUACUUCCCUGCUUCGAUGCUUGGAUAGUCUAUGCAAAGCAGGAAGUGGUGCUUCCAGGAAUAGCUUUGGCUUUGCUUUAUUUUACUGUGCUAAGCUUUGGAACAUUGAUGACAGCCACGUUGGAAUGGAAAGGUAUCCCUGCUUAUGUUAUUGGUCUAGCGCGUGGGAUAAGCGCUAUUGUAGGAAUAGCAGCAACAGUAGUGUAUCCAGUUCUACAUUCACAUCUUUCAACACUAAGGACUGGCUUAUGGUCUGUAUGGACUCAGUGGUGCUGCUUGUUGAUUUGCGUUGCUUCCAUCUGGGUUCGGAACGGCAUAACUUCGGCAUGGAUGCUAAUGGGUGGAGUUGCAGCAUCACGUCUUGGAUUAUGGAUGUUUGAUUUAGCUGUUAUACAACAUAUGCAGGAUCAUGUUCCCGAAUCUGAUCGCUGCAUUGUUGGAGGGGUCCAAAACUCGCUUCAAUCUAUGCUGGACUUGCUGACUUACAUCAUGGGUAUAAUUGUUUCAGACCCAAAAGACUUUGGACAGCUGGUGCUCAUGUCAUUUUUGUUAGUAACAUCAUCUGCAGUCUUGUAUACCAUCCACAUAUAUCGUGUUCGAAAACAUCUCUUUCACUUCGACAAGCUGCUCACAAAGAUCAAUUGGUGGGUAAAUCCUCUUUAAUUAUCUCGAAGAAAUGGCUAUUCCCAUCUGUGUAUAUUGCCACAAUGUUAUUGCUGGAGCAAUAGCAAGCCACGUAUCAUGCAUGUCAUUUACUUUUUAUUGAACCAUUCAACAGAGGAACAGUUUUGUGGCUCGAAAGCUUUGCGAGUAUGAAGUCAACUCGACUUUCUUAAGAUGCCAUUGAAAAGAUUUUGACUGCGAAUUAA